UCUUCGAAUCACAACACACAUCAACCAUGGCACUACCUCUAGGAAUCUUCCUCGGUGGCUGUGUCGUCGCGAUUCCGGUCGUGACAGGGGUCGCAGAGGGCGUUGAGUACCAGAAGAAGCAGAACGAAGAGGCUGCCAAUGAGACGCGUAUGAUCAAGUUCAAUCUGCUCGUCAACUGCGACUCCAAAGACCCCAUCGCGAAAGAUGAAGUCGACUACGGUACUGUAAUUCUGCGCCACGACAAAGCCUGGGUCGUACCGCGCGACGACGAGGGAAAACCCUUGCCUCCGGACGACAGCAAGGAGAUGAAUCCACCCAUGCAUGCUUUUGCUGGCUUCUACAUCCAGUAUCCAGAUGAAGCAAGAUGUCCGCCGGAGAGAGGUCUGGUCAGCACGAUCAGUGAUGACCCACCGAUGCUAAAUUGGGUCUAUUGCGACAAGGACACCUAUGAGUUGAAGUACAACAACCGCAGUGGAUCCAUCAAUCACAUUGUCGGAGAAUGGGAUUGGACUCAAGAUGAACGCAUGAUGCUCUUCGACGGCUGGGAGGGCUUCGUUGCGGUUGAUGAGUGGGACGGUGCUGACGAGGACGAAUCGACACCCUGGGGAAGAGAAGGUUUGCGCUGGGCUUUGUACUUUGAUCUGGAAGACAACGGUCUCAAAGGUCGAAGGAAAGGGCGAGAUAUGUUCGAAGUCACGCUCGAACGGAAGGUUCAGAGCGCCGAAGAUCAGCUGAAGCAGCUAGAAGAAGCAGAGAAGAAGAUGCAGGUCAAGAGCAGAGGUGGACUGAGCACGCAGUUCUCGGCACCGGCAAGGGAGCGAACUAAGGAGUGGGAGCAAAAGUUCGGAGAAGGUGCAAGGCGGACAAGUGACGUGUGAAGAUGUGGACUAUGCUGUGGUUGCUGAUCGGGCGCCACGUACGUUUUCCCUAUACAAGCAACGCCUUGUAGCCAGAACCACCAGAUCUCCAAACGCCAAAGAUCUUCAAACCCAUUGAUUCCAUGCCACUGUCAUCCCGCGCCUCAGGUAGAGA
Macroventuria anomochaeta is the source of this 1032-nucleotide messenger RNA. RefSeq lists its product as uncharacterized. The transcript has a single exon. NCBI's taxonomy places the organism in Eukaryota, Fungi, Ascomycota, Dothideomycetes, Pleosporales, Didymellaceae. The coding region runs from base 27 to 878 and encodes 283 amino acids. The record is from RefSeq and is a predicted model, not a curated record.